Molecule: messenger RNA, 5469 nt
Organism: Leptopilina boulardi
Lineage: Eukaryota; Metazoa; Arthropoda; Insecta; Hymenoptera; Figitidae
Gene: Ask1
Product: mitogen-activated protein kinase kinase kinase 15
Exons: 24
Coding region: 192-4289 (1365 amino acids)
Biological process (GO): MAPK cascade; protein phosphorylation
Molecular function (GO): protein kinase activity; ATP binding; protein binding
Source: RefSeq, a predicted model, not a curated record
AUUUGCUGGUGUUUCAGUGAGAAAGAACAUGGACGAAGUUUUUAGUGUAACUCCUUUUAAAAGGUAGUACAAGAUGUCAUGCUGAAGUUUAAAAAAAUAUAUUUUUAUUGAGAGCUAAUUUUGGAUUAAAGACAGGAACAAUAAAAAACAAAAGAAGUUUAAUUAUUAUUUUUUGAUUCUAAUGAAACAAAAUGCCUUCUACCUGUGGCGAUGUCGUCGAAGUUGCUGUCACAACUCCACAAACAGUGGUGGAUGGAAUUUCGAGUACAGAUAGUGUUGGUACACAUAGUGACGUUUCGGUAUUAACAACAAUUUCUGGUAGGCCAAGAAUGGAUGUGGCUUGUGUUCUAGAUUUACAUCAACCUGAACAUCUUGCUCAAAGAAAAAAAGCUUUCGAAGAAAUUAAACAUGCUUGCAAUUUAGUAAAUGCCAAAAUGCAUCACAUACAGUUCGAGAAGCUGGACUUCGGGGAAACAAAUGUAUUGGAUACAUUUUAUAAUGCAGAUGUUGCAGUAGUUGAUUUAAGUAUUCAACUUCAACAAUCAGCUCUUUUUUAUCAUUUGGGAGUUCGCGAGAGUUUUGACAUGAAGGAAAAUAUUCUUUUAAAUAACGAUACAGAUGCUGAAGCAACAAUUAGACUCAAAUUGUCAUGUGGAAGUUAUACAUUUGUUUCGUAUCGAGUGAUGGAAUGUGGAACUUGUGUUUCAACGAGUCCAGCGGCAAGUAUUGUUACUGGAGAUGAAGUAAUUGAUCCAAAACAACAUUUGACAUUAAAGCUGAAAAAAUUGUUUCAAGAUGUUGAAAUACAAUCCAAAGCUCACAUGAAAGAAAAAUUCCUAGCAGAUUUGCGAAAAGCUCGCGAUACUUUAACUGGUGAAGAACUUUCGAAAGCAUUAAAUAAUAUGCGAAAACGUUUGGAUGAUCCUAAUGUUCUUUCAGGAGAAGUUGUACUCAAUGUUUUAAUUUCGUUUCGUGAGAUACAGGAUUACGAUGCAAUGGUUCAGCUUGUCGACGAUUUGAGAACUGUGCCGAAUCAUAAAAAUUCAAUAAACACUCCUGCUAUUCGUUACUUGUACGCUUUUGCUUUGAAUCGAAGAAAUAAGGAAGGUGAUAGAGAAAGAGCAUUGAGAGUUAUUGAGAAAGCUUUAGAAAAAAAAGAGAACAAUGUUCCUGAUAUGCUUUGCUUAUGUGGAAGGAUAUACAAAGAUAAAUUUGUUGAAAGUCGUCACACUGAUCAUGAUAGUUUAAAUAACGCGAUUCACUGGUACAGAAAGGGUUUCGAGGUCCAACCGAAUGAAUAUGCAGGAAUAAAUUUAGCAACACUAUUAGUAAUAGCUGGGAAUGAAUUUUCGAAAAGUGAGGAGUUACAACAUAUAGGAAUGGUACUCAAUAAUCUUAUCGGUAAAAAGGGUAGCCUCUCGAGUUUGAAGGAUUAUUGGGAUGUUGCUACUUUCUUUGAGAUUAGCGUCUUAGCUGAAGAUUACACAAAAGCAAUUCAAGCCUCUGAGUGUAUGUUUAAAUUAAAGCCUCCCAACUGGUAUCUGAAAUCGACAAUUGGCAAUAUUUCCCUUAUUGAUAGAUUUCGAAAGAAAAAUGAGGAAACUGAAACAUCACCCGAGGAACAAAUAUUCAGUUUUUGGAUGGAUUAUUUUGUCGAAGCAACCAAAACUGAAGUUGGAGAUAGUAUAAGAUUUCCGAUUUUGGUUCUAGAACCGACAAAAAUUUUAAUGCCAAGUUAUGUGAAUGUAAAUCUUGGUGCCGAAGAGAAAUCGAUUCAAAUUUGGAAUUUGUGUUUAGAUAGUAUGAAAAAAAAUUGCAAACAAGUUCACGAUUGGCUUUUCACUGCAAAUAUGAUUCGUAGUGUUAGUUUGUAUAAGAGAGAUGAAAGAUGCCUGUUUUUAUAUGUGCAUCAAAACUCGGAUGACUUCCAAAUGUAUUUUCCGUCGAUUCAAUGCAGACAACGCUUUUAUAAUCUUGUAUUGGAAAUGACGAGAGAUCAGGAAGGCAUGGUGACAGAUUUGGACACUUAUAUGACAGGCGAAGGAAUGAAGUUUGAAUACGAACUCGAUGAGCAAAAUAAGCGAAUUGUUUUGGGUAAAGGAACUUAUGGAAUUGUCUAUGCGGCUCGAGAUUUAAACACUCAAGUGAGAAUUGCCGUGAAGGAAAUUCGAGAAAGAAAUUUAGGUGACGUUCAACCGCUUCAUGAGGAAAUUAAAUUACAUAGUCAAUUAAGACAUAGAAAUAUUGUUCAAUAUCAAGGAUCAGUGAGCGAGGAAGGAUAUUUUAAAAUUUUUAUGGAACAAGUGCCUGGAGGAAGUUUAUCGGCUCUACUUCGCUCAAAAUGGGGUCCUUUGAAGGAAAAUGAAUCGACUAUUUCCUAUUAUACAAAACAAAUUCUCGAAGGACUGAAAUAUUUACAUGAUCAAAAAAUUGUUCAUCGAGAUAUAAAAGGUGACAAUGUGUUGGUCAACACUUAUAGUGGAGUUGUUAAAAUAUCAGACUUUGGUAUGUCGAAACGUUUGGCUGGCCUUUGUCCGAGUACAGAAACAUUUACAGGGACGUUGCAAUAUAUGGCACCAGAAGUUAUCGACAAGGGACAACGCGGUUACGGUGCACCGGCUGAUAUUUGGUCCCUUGGUUGUACUAUUGUGGAAAUGGCAACGGGUAAACCACCAUUUAUUGAACUUGGAUCUCCCCAAGCUGCUGUUUUUAAGGUUGGCUACUAUAAAAUUCAUCCAGAGAUACCAUCAGAAUUGUCUGAGAGGGCAAAAAGUUUUAUUCUUCGUUGCUUUGAGCCAAAUCCUGAUGUCAGAGCGAGUGCAGCUGAAUUAUUAGAAGAUCCAUUUUUGACUGAAAAGAAAAAAACGUCCCGAUUGGCAGCACCGCCUGAUUUUAGUAGAAGUAUAUCCGUGCCUGCUGAACGAUUGGAACGACUUGGUAAAUGUGAUAAGACUAAUAACAACAACAUUGUUCCGGCAGCUCCUAUUCAAGCUUCUCAAUCGGAUGACAGUGUCAUGUGUAGCGGAGGGAUAUCAAAAUCGAGUCCAUUGAGAGAGAGAAGUCCAGCCCACCUUCUAUCCCCCAUCCGCAUGCCUACUACUACGUCUCUUUCAUUUAACAGUAAUAUAGGCAGCACACCGUCCAUAGAAACAAGUGAAAGUGAUGCUUCCGGUGCUUCUAUGACAAGAAGAAGUUCCUCGGGAGGAUUGUUAUCUCCAGAAGUUGAAAUUAAUGGACAAUUGGUACAAAAAGCUGGAGAUGAACAAGAGGGAUUUUAUUUAUUGAAAAAAGACAGUCAACGACGAAUGACACUUACUCGAGUAUUGAGUCAAGAUGAAAAGAAAAUCUGCGAAGUUUGGAUGAAAAGUAUUCAUCAAGAUGUUGGUCAAACAGUUCUUCGUAUGGGCCAUUUGGAAUUACUAAUGCGUAAUUUGAAGGAUUACAUUGCCGAUCAGAAUCAGGACGUAAUAACGACAGCAAUCCGUACUUUGAAGGAGGAAUUGGAUUUUGAUUCGAACGCCAUCAAUCAUUUACAGCUGGCCAUUUACCUGUUUCAAACUGCAGUAAAUGAAGUCCUUCGAAUGCACAGCAUUAAACCACAUUGGAUGUUUGCUCUAGAUAAUCUAGUCAGAAAUGCCGUUCAAGCUGCUAUUACUGUUCUCUCUCCUGAGCUUGGUGCUAAUUUAAUGGGUCAAGAGAGAGUUCAAGCAGCUGGUGAAGGUCCUGAAGAGGGUUCAACUUCUGGAAUAUCAACAGUCAAUUCAAUUAAAUCACAAAAAACAGUUGAUUUAAUUGAAAAUAAAUAUUGGCGGGAAUAUCGCGAAGAAAUGGGAACAUUAAAGAUUGAAAAUAUGAAGCUUUUGCAAGAAUUAAUGGAGAGUCAAAAAACAUAUCAGACAUUGUUACAUCAAGCAUUGGAGGAGCAAAGAAGUCAAAUUGGUAUUUUAACACAACUUUGUGAAUCAAUUAAUAGAAGGAGUGUUAGACAUGAGUCGGGAUAUUGUUCAUCAACUACAGGAAUUGAUUCGACCUCUUCAAUUCCAUCGCAUCUACCUCAAAUUAAUGUUACGGAUAAUAAUGCAACAACAACCACUGACACUAGACUUGUAAAUUGGUUACAAACUAUUGGUUUGGAUGAAUCAUCAAUUGAAAGAUUUUCGUAUGAAGAAUAUACUUUUGAAGAUGUGGCGUAUCAUAUCAUGAGAGAAGACCUUCGCAAAUUGAACUUGAGAGGAGGUGUUGAAUUGAGGAUAUGGAAAGCAAUACAACAAUUGCGUAAAGAAAACUGACACCUAACGAAUAUUAAUAAUCCAGAUCGAAUUCUACUAACAUUAUAUAUUUUGUGAAAAAAUAUUUAUUUUCACUAAUUCAUUGCGUCAAUCGCUUUUUUAAAAAAAAAAAAAUCAAAAAAUAUGCAAGAGUUUUGAGUAUAAAAUCAAAAUCCACGUUUAAUAACAAUUCUUUUAACACACUGCGAUAUGAACUUAAAAAUCUCGUGGCGUUUCAAUAUAAUAAUAAUAAUAAUAUUAAAUUGAAAAUAAUUAAAAGUAUUUUUUACAAACGCACAAUUCAAAGUAAUAUACUAAAUACGAAUUAUAUUUUAAAUGAUUAUUUUUGUACUCCAAAAAUAAUUCUAGUCUUUUUAUGCAGCUUUGAAAUAUUUACAAGUUUUGUAAAUUGAAUUUUUUUGCUGUUAUAUAUGAUUAAGAUCUCACGCGAAUUUUAUUCGUCCAGUGCCUUAAAAGUAAAUAUAGAAAGAAAAAAACAAUAACGUCCAUUUAAAUGCAAUAUACUUCAUUUUACUCAAUACUAUUUUUGUACUACCAAUGAAAAUUCCGGGAAUGGAAUAAGCAGCUGUUAAAUUAGUAAUAAUAAUAAUAAUUAUAUGUACAUAAAAAAAAACGUUUCUUAUUGUGUAAGAAAAAGUAAUUUCUUGUUGAUAAUGACAAAACAAAUGCCACUAAAUUUGUUAUUGAAAAUAUAAUUCUAUUUAAAGAAAAAAAAAAAAAUUCACAAUAUUUUUUCAAAUACACAAUUGCAAUGUUUUUUUUUGGAAAAGAAAAACUUUUGAAACAAGGGUGUCUAAUGAUGAUGAGUAUUGUAAAAUAUUGAAAUAUUCAUCAACUUUUUUCAAUUUUCUGAAAAAUUUUUUGACAAUUUAAUUAGACAAUUAAAAAGUUUGUGAAAUUUGGUAAAAUUAUGGAAUUAUUUUUCUCAAAGUUGUUAGACAUUCUUUAUUAAAGAAUAAGAAUUUAAAAAAAUUGAAAUAAUCUUAAAAUUUAAAGAAAUUCUUCUCUAAUGAAGUAAUCUUAACAGUUGUGCUUAACUUGAAUUAACACACAAACACCGAAUAAAGUACCUCAAUUUCAAAAUAUGUUAUAUAUAAAGAGAUAUUGUUUAUAUUUACAAUUAUUAUAGUAAUUCUAAUUGUUAUUUGCAGACAUGAUUUGUAAUAAAGUGAAUGAUAAA